ACCAAGGGAACCGCCGUAGAGAACGGGCGUCCCACGUGGGUAACGGUCGCCACGUGCAGAAGCCGAGCAGCGAGGUGAAAAGCUGGGGGGGAGGAGGAGGAGAAGUGGGGUGCGGGAGAAUCGCUGAACCCCGAGGCUUCUCCUCCUGCUCCGCAGCUUCUCCGUCGUCCCUUCCCCUUGGAAAGCUGGCGGGCUUCCUCCGGAGCCAACCCCCCCAGAAACUUGGAGCCCUGCGAAGAGCCCGAGCUUGGAGUCCUCAGCAGCUGCUUUCCCAGCAUGGAUGAGGCCACCCGCAGGAAGCCCCGCCUGGCAGCCUCUCUGCAGAUGUCCCCUGGCCCCAGCCUGGGCCCCAUUCCCUGGAGACCCUUGGAAGGCUCUGCCCAGGCUUCCUCCGAGCCUCAGCCUUCCCAGGCGGAGGAGCCCCUUAGGGGAGAAGAGAAGAAGAAGAAGCUGGAGGCUGAGGCCGCGGGGGAUGGGCUGCUUCCAGAUCCUCCUGCUGUGCUGAGGGAGCUGAUCCUAGGGCACAGAGACCCUCCUCCAGGCCAGGCGCUGAGCCUCCUCACUCGCUAUGCGGAGGGCAUGGGCCUUACUCUGUGCUUUGUGGACCAUGAAGCCCAGGUCCCCUUCCGACACUUCUCUGUCCGUGCUGUGCUGGGUGAGGUGUCCUGUCCUGAGGGGACCGGGAGCAGCAAGAAGGAGGCAAAGGGGCAGGCAGCCAUCGCUGCUCUCACAUGGGUCAGGGCCCAGCUGGAGAACCCAGCACUUUUCAGAGAUCCUGACAGCUUCCCGCUCUAUUCUUUAACUGCAGAGAACAUUGUGACCCAUGAGCAGCGUUGUGCGGCUGUGGUGAGCUCUGGGUUUGACCGCCUGAUAGGUGAAAACUCCCCUUACCAGGGCUGCAAGCGAAGUAUAGCAGCUGUCAUCCUUGAAAGGGAAGUCCCAGAUGACAGAGGCAGCUGUAGAGAGACCUAUGAGCUGGUUGCUCUGGGUACGGGUUCAGGCGGCUAUAGGGGCUGGAUUGAGUUCAUGGGCCGAAGACUCCACGACACUAACAGCUUGGUCAUUGCCCGCCGUGCCUUGGUCAGGUUCCUGUUCCGGCAGCUCCUACUGGUGGCCAGCGGGGGCCCAGAGGGGGCAGAACGAUCAGUGCUGACCCCUCGGCCAGGCCCCGGGCCCCCUUUUGCCCUGAAGCCCAAAAUCUUCUUACACUUAUACCUCAGUGAAACCCCCGCGGGUGCUGCACAUGACAUCUACCUCCCUUCCGUAGAGGGCUCUCUCCAUAGUCCUUCUCUUCGUCUUCAAGCCCACGCCGGGGGAGAGCUGCGCCCAGUCUGUUACCUCGCCCCGGCGUUCCGGGCAGCUAGGGUCUGUUCGCUGUCGGCCAGUGAUAAGGUGGCUCGAUGGGUGGUGCUGGGGCUGGGAGGGGGCCUACUGGCCCACUUCCUGCCCCCACUCUAUGCAACCAGCCUCAUAGUUGCUGACUCCUGCCAUGACCCCUCAACUCUGAGUCGGGUCAUCCAUGACCGGCCCUGCCUAGAGGGACGGCCAGGUCUGCCGCCUCCCUAUGCUCGGAAUCCCCUGCACCUGUUUGUGGGACCACCUGUGGCUCCCCAGGAUUCCCCACCCUCCAGCUGCCAGGGCCUCAGCCUCAAUUGGAGCCUGGGAGACACCAGCCUGGAAGCUGUGGACACAAACACGGGCCGCGUAUGGUCAGAAGGCUCCCUCGGUCCUCCCUCCCGCCUCUGCAAGGCUGCUUUCCUCCGGGCUUUCCGCCAAGCAGCCCAGGCCCUGGGAAGAUUUGAUCUCUUGGCACUGGACACAUAUGAGGUGGCCAAGGCAGGGACGUACUGUGCUGCUCGUCAGGAGUGGACCGCUUACCUGGAACAGCAGGACUUGGGCUCUUGGCCCUCCAAGCCUCUGGUGGGUGGGUUCCAUCACUGACCACAGGCAUUUGGGCUGUGCCCUGUGUCCUUCCCACAGGGAAGCCUUGAGUGUCGGGUUUGUGUGUCGGGGCUGGGGGAGGGGGCUGUGACAGGGAUUAAAAAGUGCUUGGGCAUUAAGGCACUGGGCAAGAGGAUCUGUAUUUUGGUAGUGAGGAAACCACCUGUUGGAAGCUAUGUACUUUAUGAUUUGUCCUGAAUAAAUUCUUUGUUCUCUGUGCA
Messenger RNA from Phascolarctos cinereus (koala), 2162 nucleotides. RefSeq names its product adenosine deaminase domain containing 2 (gene ADAD2). The record is from RefSeq and is a predicted model, not a curated record. Gene Ontology annotation, biological process: adenosine to inosine editing; RNA processing. Gene Ontology annotation, molecular function: adenosine deaminase activity; double-stranded RNA adenosine deaminase activity; tRNA-specific adenosine deaminase activity. Gene Ontology annotation, cellular component: cytoplasm; nucleolus. Lineage: Eukaryota; Metazoa; Chordata; Mammalia; Diprotodontia; Phascolarctidae.